Ailuropoda melanoleuca (giant panda) is the source of this 4791-nucleotide messenger RNA. It is a transcript of the gene TNFSF8, whose product is annotated as TNF superfamily member 8. Gene Ontology annotation, molecular function: tumor necrosis factor receptor binding. NCBI's taxonomy places the organism in Eukaryota, Metazoa, Chordata, Mammalia, Carnivora, Ursidae. The record is from RefSeq and is a predicted model, not a curated record. Gene Ontology annotation, biological process: CD8-positive, alpha-beta T cell differentiation; immune response. Bases 632 to 1336 code for a protein of 234 amino acids. The transcript is spliced from 4 exons. Gene Ontology annotation, cellular component: membrane.
GUGGGCUUGCCCUCUUGGGGGGACGAACUUCCAUAUUUGUAGGCUCUCCCUUCCCAGGUGGCUGGUAGCAUCUCCAGUUUUCAGCAGAAGCAGAUACAAUCAGAGAGAACCCUUCUGAGUCCUUAGAGCCCAAGCCGAGGACCCCAGCUUCUCCGAGGCCCCGCAAAGAGACAUUUUCUGCCGAGGUCUUCUGAGCUGCAGGCCUCGCGAUAGAGAAUAUGCGGCUUCUCAAGCAGGAAGGCGUUUUGUGGCUGAGUCUAAAUGAAACAGAAGUCGCUUUGUGCACACACACAUGCACACACACACACACGCACACACGCACACACCCCAGAGUAGGGAAACCGUCAUUUUCCUACUCGCCCUCUGACAUUAACCACCUUCUCUGGAGCUACGGUUGCUCUGCACUCAAAUUCAUCCCUGGCAAUGAAAAAUGAGCCUCUCCCCCACCCUUGCUGCCGCCUUUCGCCUCACGCCCCCAGAGAAGAGUUUCUUCGUGUGGCAGCCGGUGAAGGUUUUUUUCCACGUCACAUGAUCCAGGAUGCAGGGGGAGAAUCCUUCUUGGAACAGAGAUGGGCCCAGAAGUGAAUCAGAUGAGGAGAGAUAAGGUGUGCUGCGGGAAGGCUAUAUAAGAAUGGACCGAGGGCUGCAGCAAGCACUCUCCCGAGUGGCCCCUUCGCAAGACACAGCCAUGCAUGUGCCAGCAGGCUCGGUCGCCGGCCACUUGGGAACCACGGGCCGUGGCUAUUUCUACUUCACUACCACGGCACUGGCUCUGUGUCUCGUCUUUGCCGUGGCCACCAUCAUGAUGCUGGUAGUUCAGAAGACGGACUCCAUUCCCAACCCACCGGGAAAAUUCCCCCUUAAAGGAGGAAACUGCUCAGAGGACAUCUCAUGUAUACUGGAAAAGGCUCCAUUCAAGAAGUCAUGGGCCUACCUCCAAGUGUCAAAGCAUAUAAACAAAUCCAAGUUGUCUUGGAACAAAGACGGCAUUGUCCGUGGAGUCAGAUAUCAGGAUGGGAAUCUGGUAAUCCAGUUCCCAGGUUGGUAUGUCAUCAUUUGCCAACUGCAGUUUCUCGUGAAAUGCCCAGAACAUUCUGUUGACCUGAAGUUGGAGCUUCUCAUCAACAAAGACGUCAAAAAGCAGACGCUGGUGACAGUGUGUGAGUCUGGAGCGCAAACCAAAAACAUAUACCAAAAUCUCUCUCAAUUUUUGCUGGAACACCUCCAGGUCAACACCACCAUAUCAGUCAAGGUGGAUAAAUUCCAGUAUGUGGACACAAACACCUUUCCUCUUGAGAAUGUGUUGUCUAUCUUCUUAUAUAGUAGUUCAGACUGAACCAUUUCUUCUGGCCUUCAGGAAGAAAACCACUCUCUACCAUACAGUACUUCAUCCAUCUAAACACCUGGGCAAAAAGAAAACUCUAGACCAAGACUGAAACCACAGGGGUAUUAAAUAAUACGCUUCUCCUUUUGUCUCUUGGGAAGAUACAGCUCCAGGGUUUAAAAAAAAAACCAAAACAGCUUUGAGUGACAUAUCUUUUUCAAAUAGAAGGCAGGGAAGCAAGACAAUAUGGUGGGAAAAGCCUUAAUGAAUAUCAGAAAGGAUGGAUUUAUGUCUUGGCCCAACCACUAACUAACUCACUAUAUGACCUGGAGCUAUUCCUUUACCCUCCCUGGAACUCUGGAUUCAUGUCUGAAAAAUGAAGGGGCUGGAUUUGAAUCUCUCCAAAAUCUCUUCCAUCUCAGAAGACCAGGCUCUUUCAUCCCAGACCUGUGAACUAAGAUUCCAUGCAGUGUUCUAGAAGCCCCAACCAAAGGGAAGGCCCUCACCUCACACCAGUAUAAAUCUGAUGGAACUAGUAGGGUCUGGCCACAUGUCACCUCAACAAACAGAGUCAGAAUUUGGGAAUGGGAUUCAGGGUACCUUGGCAAAUGAUGUGAACUGUGGGAUCUAAACCGUGUAAAAGAAAGGACUGUGCAAUUGACCAUCCCCAAUCUAAGAGGCCUCCUGGUAUUUGGAAAACCAUCUGACAGGGCUUGACUCCUUUCAAAUUAAGAUUGACAGCACAUCGACAACAGACAGCUUCUGUUUCCUAUAGGGAAGGGCUGUGUGUUCAGCAAGCACUCCAUCAGCAUGCAGUGGUCAUAGUGAUGCUGCCAUUUGGUCAGGGACCAGCUGCUGCCAUUUCUCACAUGAUCUCUUUCUCUGCUCCCUGCUUCAGACGCCUCUCAGGAAACCAUUUCUGUGGAGGACCAUUAACGCCCCAAAUGUUGUUGAUAAAUGAUGAUGACCCUGCAAAUGGUGAGGACUUCUGAACAAUGGCAACCAUGAGAUUUCUCUAGCUACAGCGACCUACCUUUACAUCCAUCCAUCAUUUCCAAAGGGGCACCUUAUCCGUUUAAAAAGACCAUGGAGCUUGAAGUAUAGAGGCCCAGAGUUUAUGCUUCAGAAACAAAAGGGACCCUUCACUGCCAUGCAAAGAAUGGAGCAAAAUUUGCAUUUUUCUCCAAAAAGGUGGAGGGAAAAGAAAAAUGUAGGAAAUCAGGAAAGUUUGUCAGAGAAAGACUAGAAAAAAUUUCAAAGAAGAAAAGAACAAAGAAACCCAGCAGUUUUGGUGUGGAUGAGAAGGACUUGGGAAAACAAAAUAGCUGGGGGAAAAAUUGAAGUCCUUUUCUGAGCAGCGUGCUGUGUUAACCCCCUUCCAGGCCUCCUCUAUGAAAUAUCCAGUAAAGUCUACAUUUCUCCUAAUGCUUUCUAUGAGUAGAUUCUUUGGGAGGAGCGGGCAUUGGAAGAGGUGCUGAAUUCAGCAAGCCAAGUACGUAAACACAGAGACAGGUUCUGAGGACCCAGACCUAGCAAGUGAGAGAGCACCUGGCAUUUGAGUUAUACCCAGACUCGGAAGGACAAAUGAACCUUGCGUAAGCCAGCUCGUGCAUUCUUGGGGAGAUAUCUGCAAUCUAAGCUCGUGUACACUAAGCAAGGUUUCUAUUGUCUUAUACUCAUACUUGAGGAAGUUUCCAUUCCUUUUCUGAGCAGAGGCACCUGACUUUUAUACUUGACUGUUUCCUGCUCUCAGUCUCCUCAAGCAAUGCUCUGAAAGCCGACCGCUGAAGACACAGAGGGCACAGCAUUUGAAGGAGUCCUGUAGCAAGACAAAGAAAGGAAAAGAGAAUAAUCCGUUAGUAACGCAACUGAAAAUAAUAGGGUGUGGAUACGCUGGAAAGCUUAAAACCAGGUUCUGUUAUUCCCUGAGGGUUAACCAACCCCUGGGAAUGUGGUAGCAUCUAUGCAAGUAAAAUAAAUAAUUUUUCUAACUGGGAAGGCAGGCUACCCGAAACAUAUGUCCCCUGGGGAAAAACCCACAACUCGCUCUCACACACACACACACACACACACACACACACCACAAAACACAGUAUACUUGCAGAAAGUGUAGAGAAGGGCAAUGUGUAAGUUGAUAAGAAACAAGUCAGUGUAGACUAAAUGUGUUCCUGCCCUUGGGGAAUUUAUACGACUUUCCUUCUCCACAUUUAGUAACGUUUUCUUCACCCCAUCUGUCUAUCACCCACUGAUGCCUCCUUAACCUACCCUGUUCCCUCUCAGAAUUCCCCAGUCACACAAAGGUUGGCUCAGAGGAGGUCCCUGCACCCCCAGGAGAGUGGAUAGGAACAGUCUCUAAAGGGAGGAAAUGCUGAAGAGAGUUGGGCAGUUUACCAAAGAGGAGAGCCUUCUGGAAUCCCUGGAAUACCACUGAUUAUUCUGACACUUACAUUAAGAGGAUUGCAAAGUCAGUCAGUGUCGUCUCUGGAAAGAUGCUGAUUGAGGAGCUAAGCCGGUGGUGGAAUGCAUGCCCCGUAGCGGGCAGAGACUUGUCAAGUGCUCACGAGUGGUUAGUGGCAGAGCUGGGAUUUGAACUGGCAGUGGGGCCCAGUCGCCUGAUUCCCCCUCCAUUAUUUCCCACCCGGCUUUACUCUUCUCAUCCUGUAGCCUGUCUGUAAUUCUUUGGGUCACAUCUUUACCCUUGUACUGGGGCGGUCCCCAGCGUUCAGGGACUUCCUCUGUUCUUCUUUGUCCCCACUCAGAUCCUCCAGGAUUAUCGUUCGAAUAUGAGACACGGAUAGAAUCUAGGUUCAGUACACGGUCAAAUUACAGAAAAAGGGCGGGUCCCCAUAUAUAAAAGUUCGAUCUCUCAGAAACUGAAGAAACAAUUUACGAAUUAAAGCUUAUUGUUUUAAUCUGAAUGUAUACAUGUAUGUGUGUAUCUGUAUAUGUAUGUCUGUGCAUGUGUAUAUCUGUAUGUGUAUGUGCAUGCAUGUGUAUUACAUAUACACAUAUGUGUGCUGUGUGUAUACACAUCUAUGUACCUCUGUGUGUGUGAGUGUCCCCGCUUUCCUCUUGUAAUUGUUUUCAGGUCAUCUACUUAACCUGCAGUCAGGGGAGAAAGCUUUAUUCUUGCCGCGGGCAUUGCAAAAUGUAUGUACAGUUGUAUUUAUUUUUAAUUAUGAGAACAACAGAAAAUAAUAUUUCUCCCAUGCCUCACUGCUAAUUUAAUAACUAUUAAUAUUUUGCCAUAUUUGCUUCUGCUUGUUUUUAAAAAAUAAAACACUGCAGAUAGAGCAAAGCCUCACUCCUCCAUCCAUUUCCCUCCACCCUCCCCAGAGAUAGCCACUGCCUGGAAGUUUGCCCAGCCCCUUCACUUACAUAAUUUCAUACUUGCUUUCCCAUAAGAAUCUAUAGUAUAAUUUUGUGUGGUUUUAACAAUUUCAAUAAAUGAAACUUUUUUCAGUAAA